Molecule: messenger RNA, 441 nt
Organism: Strongylus vulgaris
Lineage: Eukaryota; Metazoa; Nematoda; Chromadorea; Rhabditida; Strongylidae
Source: the annotation of a GenBank genome assembly
AUGAGGACUCAUAUUAUCACUGGCAGUCGGAGCCCUGAACGCUCACUCUUUGAUAAAGAUUGUGCGCUGUUCUCAGCACCUCUGCAAAAAGUGAGCUUCAUCCUCAAAGCGAGGAAGUUGAAAAGAAACGGAACUUUAGCAACUGUUGAGCCAGCGGACGCUAAUUUGGCAAAGGAAAUCACGGUUGAUCGCAAAAGCACGUUACAGACAUAUGCUGUUGACAAAACUGAAGGAAAAGAGGAGACUGAAGAACAGUUUGUUACCACACGCUUAGCAUUGGACUAUGGUGACAUGGCAGAGGAAGCGUUCGUGACCAGGCGUGCUGCUCCGUUAAAGUUAUUAGGAAAACCCGCUAAGUAUGUCUUCUUUCACAUUCGAAAUAAAAUCCUUAUUGAGAGUACGAGGGAGAUAGGAGAAGAGGAGGGAGGAGGUGCGGCAUAA